CAGCUCGUUGCCGGGAAGUGUUUUCAAGUUUCAAUCUAAAGUUGGGAAUAGUUCUUACGACAUAUCGAUGCAACUACAAUGUUGCAGCGACUAGGGAUUCUGAUUUAAAGUCAAGUCAGUUUUUACUCUCAGCGCCAUGAGCUUAACACAGGUCAGAGACGUCUCGGUUGAGGACAUAUGCAAAAGAACAAAGCCAAGAAAACAUUACGUAUACUUCAUUCAAGUUCAUUGGCAUGACGGACCCAUCACUCCAGUCUACAGAAGCUACAGCACCCUCCUUGAACUGCAGGAAAGGUUACUAAAAAUAGAAGACUUCAUCUUGAACCAGAACGACCCAGCUUCUAGAACACUGCUCAAAGGAAAGUCAUUUUCUGGAAGGUUGACUAUCAAAAAACGCGCCAAAGCACUAAAAAGAAUGCCUGCUGUCGAAGAAUUCCUCAAAUCUGUAGUUCAUCAACCUCCGCAUAUUUCUGGAUCAGAUCCUGUAAUAAACUUUUUUCACCCUCUUCCCGAAGAUCUUAUCGAGUUAGACCAUGAUCAAGCAGAAAAAAAUCGAAAUAUGGAUAGACGCGCAUCAAAAGGAAAAUAUCUUCAGCACAUAUCGGAGCCAUUCCUGCUGGAGCAAUACGUGGCAAUCGCAGAUUACACAAGUAGAGAAGUAAAUGACAUAAGUCUCACAGCAGGGAACGUUGUGGAAGUUAUCCAGAAAAAUGAACACGGUUGGUGGUUUGUGGACCUUGACAGUGAGGUGGGCUGGGUACCAGCAUCUUACCUUGAACCCCGGGACGGCAGCAUGGAUGAUCAGGUGUUGGAGACUUUUGAGGAAGGAGAGGAGGAAACAUACAUUUCCAUGGCUGCCUAUGAGCCUCAACUUGACGACGAGGUUGGGUUUGAAAUGGGAAAAGUCGUCAAGGUCAUUCAGAAAAAUCUGGACGGAUGGUGGUUUGUCAAGUUUGAAGAGAAAGAAGGCUGGGCACCAUCAAUGUAUCUGAGAGAGGUGGCCUCGUCCCAGUACAACGCAAGACAGAAAGGAAAACAUGCUGCAGUCAGAGCUAUGAUCAGAGAUACGCGUUUGAAUAGCAUUUCUGUCCUUGCUGGAAGAAGACAAACAUGGGACCCACCAGCCAGGAAAAAGAGUGUGAGGAGGAACGAAAACCAAGCCGUAUCCAGCUCUGCUAGAAAAGAGAACAGUUUCAACACAAAGCCUGUCAGAUCCUACGUAAAUCUGGAGUUUCAUCAAGUCACGAAGAAGCCUCAAGGAAGACGGAAUCCGCGGCAGAAACAAGACCCCAAUGAAGUAAGAGCAGGAUGCAGAUUAAACGGAGAAUCAAAGAGCAUCCUUGAGGUCAACUCUGAAAAUUCAGUUAACGAUGUGCAGAUUAAUGGCUUAUUGAAGCCCAGGCCUUUAUCAAUGGUGGAAGAAGAGGAUCUGGAAACUGUUUCCCGCGGGACGAGUCCCAUCCCGAGCCCGUUGCUAGCUCAGAGUUCCAACAACUCAAAUACCCCACCUCCCUCUUCCGACGAACGUUAUCACUUCCGCCCGAUUAAACUCCCGGAGGAGGAAACAAAAGAGGAUUCGGAGUUUCCGGUUGAGGACGAGGAAACCGUACACGGAUCUAGCCCUGAAAACCCUGUCAUCGAUUCACAUAGUGAUGAAAACCAACAACCUGAUGUGCAAGACGAAGACGAGAAAGAAGGCGAAGAAUAUACCGAAAAUAUGCCGGAGCUGGUGAAUAACAGAUUCUUAGCCAUGGGAUCCUACGAAAAAGAGGGCGAACAGGAAGUAAAUCUGCAAGAGAAUGCUGAGGUUGAACUUCUAGAAGAAUCGGAGGGGGGCUGGUGGCUAGUGCGCACUUCAAGUCAUUCUGUAGGUUGGGCACCGUCAAAUUUCCUAGAGAAAGUUCAAAGUUUAAAAACUGGUCGGAUGGAAACUGUUACCGAGUCACAUGUUGAAAAUGUAAUUGAGGUGAUACCAAUACGGCCGCCCAAAUCACCCAAAGUCCUCAAGAUGGCGCAAGAUAUUUGUGUAGAAGAGAGAUUUUGGAAAUAUCUCCAAAAGGGUAAAGAACAGGACACCAGUCUAAUUGACGCAGAAGACUUAGAUAUCGAGGGUAUCAAGGCACCUCUUGAGGCAAAAGAAGACAAUAACGAGGUUUUUACUUGCACAUUUGAUGACUACGAAUGUAAUCCUGAGAGUGGGGUUUGUCUGAGAAAAAGCCAAGAACCCAGCGAGGUCAAGUUCGCGCCUACGAAUGACGUUCCUUCUGAUCAGGAACAUCUUCAAGCGUCCUGGAAUAGACCCGGUAGUAUGGAAAGAUCAGAGAGUGUUCCUAGUCUGGCUGAGUGUGAAGACUUUGAUGAUUUACCCUCCGAUGAAAUGAUCAAGUUAACAACCAACGAAUCACCUGCACAAGCAGUGAUGAAAACUGCUGAGCCUCAUACGUUUGAAGUGAAAAUAUUACAAGAUAGUUAGGUCAGACAUCGCGAAAUAGACUCUCGCUACUUCCGUGCAAAGAGUCAUCAUUUCCUUUUCUCGUAGAGUGUAUUUCUUCCCUUUUAAAUCAGAAAUAAUUAAGGAUAAUGAAGAAAUUUUGUAUGUUGUGAACUCCGGUUACACUCCUCUGGCUUUUUCUACUUCGCUGUGGGUCACAAAAAGGCUCAAUGGUAGUGACCGAGUUUGCUUAACCCUUUGACUCCCAAGAUCUGGUUUUUAAUUCACCCUUCUAGC
Pocillopora damicornis (cauliflower coral) is the source of this 2728-nucleotide messenger RNA. RefSeq lists its product as uncharacterized. The record is from RefSeq and is a predicted model, not a curated record. Gene Ontology annotation, molecular function: phosphatidylinositol binding; protein binding. NCBI's taxonomy places the organism in Eukaryota, Metazoa, Cnidaria, Anthozoa, Scleractinia, Pocilloporidae. Gene Ontology annotation, cellular component: cytoplasm.